Frankliniella occidentalis (western flower thrips) is the source of this 1255-nucleotide messenger RNA. RefSeq names its product gustatory receptor for sugar taste 64e-like. The record is from RefSeq and is a predicted model, not a curated record. The coding region runs from base 67 to 1035 and encodes 322 amino acids. Gene Ontology annotation, cellular component: membrane. Lineage: Eukaryota; Metazoa; Arthropoda; Insecta; Thysanoptera; Thripidae. Gene Ontology annotation, biological process: sensory perception of chemical stimulus; detection of chemical stimulus involved in sensory perception of taste. Gene Ontology annotation, molecular function: taste receptor activity. The transcript is spliced from 8 exons.
CGAUGGAAGUCGUUUCGUUCCGUGUACGCCAUCCUGGUGAUAUUGGCGUUCCUCGCGCGGACCUACAUGAGCGCCGUGCAAAGCGACACUGCCAUGGCCAUUGCCGAGGACGUGACGCUGCAGUUGUUCCUGUGCUUCAUCGGCAUCUCGUUCUUCAUGCUCGGGAUGCGCUGGAGACAGUUUUCUCUACUUUUCUUGAGGAUAGAAAAGCAUUCGGAGAACGCUGUGGGCGACGCGCAUCCCGCGGGCGUGGGCAGAAGGAUGUGGCUGGUCACCGUCGGCGUGUUUGGCUGUGCCCUCGUGGAACACGUUUUCGACAGGUUUACUGAAGUCAUGAACAUUAUGGAAUUCGGCAACUACACGUCGGUUCAAGCCUAUUUAGACGAUACGCUGUUUGAGAGGCCAUUCUGGGAGGCUGCCCUCAAGGUUUUCGAGUUCAUAUCGUACACGUACUGGGCAGUGCUUGUUGCAUUCAACGAUCUAUUUACAAUGCUCUGUGCUGUCUACAUAGCCAUGCGUGUUGCAAAUUUUAACAGUCACCUUGCCCCGACAUUAACAAAGAAUAAGGAUAAAUAUUUUUGGGAGGAUGCGCGAUACUCGUACGACGCUCUCGCCAGGCUGACCAACGAUGUCGACCGCUUCAUCAGUGGCAACAUUCUCAUGACGUUUGUUCGAAACUUGUUUUACAUAUGCUUCCAGCUUCUCUAUUUUUUAAGAGCUUCCAGUGACGACGGCCUUUGGCGACAUAUAUAUCACAUCGGUACUUUUGGCUACGUCUUGAUGCGUACCCUAGCCGUUUCGUUCUUCGCCGCCUCCGUAAACGACCAGAGCAAGCUGUGCAAGACGUUUCUUUAUUCCGUUUCGGAGCGUUCCUACUGCCCUGAGGUCCAUCGCUUGCUGGAGCAGGCCGCCAACGACGAAAUGUUCCUGACGGGCUACAACUUCUUCCGAAUAACACGGUCCUUCAUAUUGACAGUGGCCGGGACCAUGGCAACAUACGAAGUGAUACUUCUGCAGAUACACGUUAGAAAAUAAAUAGCAAAGAAUUGCCAUUAUUUUUAACAUCACUCCGAGAUCUCAGACAUAAUUUUCAGCUUAUGGCUUUUACUGUUUGUGAGGCGCCUCGCGCGCAACUUUUACAUAUUUUGCACAGCAGCAAAAUAUUGCCCUCUAAAGCGAUUGAGCACAUAUCAGACUUUAUUUUGUUUUCGUGUAAAUAAAAAAAACGUGAGUGCCAAAGCCACAACAAGUGAAA